This is a messenger RNA of Pogoniulus pusillus (Red-fronted tinkerbird), 1499 nucleotides long. It is a transcript of the gene SLC16A5, whose product is annotated as solute carrier family 16 member 5. The record is from RefSeq and is a predicted model, not a curated record. Gene Ontology annotation, cellular component: plasma membrane. NCBI's taxonomy places the organism in Eukaryota, Metazoa, Chordata, Aves, Piciformes, Lybiidae. The transcript has 4 exons. Gene Ontology annotation, biological process: transmembrane transport; monocarboxylic acid transport. Gene Ontology annotation, molecular function: monocarboxylic acid transmembrane transporter activity. The coding region runs from base 1 to 1473 and encodes 490 amino acids.
AUGUCCCAAGGAGGAGCAGCAGCACGCAAAGCUGCCAAUCCCCAGGACCAGGGCUGGGCAUGGAUGGUCCUGUUUGCUGCAGUGCUGCUGCAGGGACUGACGCUGGGCUUCCCUUCCUGCACUGGUGUCUUCUUCAAGGACCUCCAGCAUGAGUUCCAGGCCAGCAAUAGUGAGACGUCCUGGUUCUCAUCCAUCAUGGUGGCUGUACUGCACGGAGGAGGGCCCCUUUGCAGCAUCUUGGUGAAGCGAUUUGGCUGCAGGUUUGCCGUGAUGCUGGGUGGGCUGCUCAGUAGCGUGGGCAUGGUGUCCAGCUCCUUCUGCAAGUCCAUCAGCCAGCUCUACCUGACAGCUGGCCUCAUCACUGGUCUGGGAUCAUGUUUCAGCUUCCAGGCAGGAGUGACUGUGCUUGGCUACUACUUUGUAAGAUGGAGAACUCUGGCUAAUGCCAUGGCAUCCACCGGCGUCUCUCUCGGCUUCACGCUGUGGCCACUGCUGUCUCAGUACUUGCUGGAUGAGAUGGGCUGGAGAAACACUUUCCUUAUCUUUGGAGGAAUACUAUUGAACUGCUGCGUUUGUGGAGCCAUCAUGAGACCAGUUCAGCUUGCUUCAGAGUCAGUACCAGAGUCACCCAAGCCUGGGGGGGAGGCAGAGAGGGGUGCAGAAGCAGCACAGCUGUCCAACGGAGCAUCCUCUCCCCACCCCGAGCUCCAGCAGCAGAGCAGGAGGACUGCAUGCUCCCGGAUGCUGCAGAAGUACCUGGCUUUUGACAUCUUCUGCCAGAACAAAGGCUACCGGAUCUACACCAUCGGAGUGGCCUGGAUGAUGAUGGGCUUCGCGUUGCCCCACGUCUACCUCGUGCCUUACGCCAUCCAGAACGGAGUGGAGGAACGCAAGGCAGCCCUCCUCAUCUCCAUCAUCGGGCUCAUCAACAUCUUCAUCCGGCCCUUCACAGGCCUGCUCUCGGGACACAGAGUCUUCAAGGGCAGACGCAUCUACCUGUUCAGCCUGGCCGCGCUCCUCUACGGGCUGAGCAACCUCAUUUGCGUCAGCUCAGCCGAGUUCAGUGUGCUCAUCACCUACUGCAUCAUCCUCAGCAUAGCCAUGAGCGGCAUCGGGGCGCUCACCUUCCAGGUGCUGAUGGACGUGGUGGAGAUGGACAGGUUCUCAAGCGCUCUAGGGCUCUUCACCAUCGUGGAGAGUAUCACUCUCCUCAUCGGCCCCCCUCUCACAGGUCUCCUGGUAGACAUAACCAGUGAUUUCCACUAUGUCUUCUACAACUCCAGUUUCUUCCUGAUAUCAGCUGCACUAUUCAUGGGCAUCAGCUUCUGCAUGCUGGAAAAAAAAGUCAAAUCCAAAGAGGGUUCAAAAGUCCCUUUGGAUAAUGCCUCCAGAUGCCAAUACAGCGAAACGCCAACUCAACCCCAGCCUGAAAGCCAGCCCCCUCCAGCAGCAGUGUACAUCUCAAGCAUAUGAAAAGAAAGAAAAGCAAAAAACCCAAG